AUGGAGGGGUAUAAUAUCUUCGUCUCGGUCGCCUUCGUAUCCGCUCUAAUCUGCGCCGUCGGCCUCCUAGUGGUGGGCCGCUGCGUCUGCCUCCGCUACUUCUACCACCACGGCGGUGGGAACACCGCAGCGAGCAGCUCCACGGCGCAGUCGCCGCCAAACGGGGGUCCAAAGGAGGAGAGGAUUCUCUCGUCAGUCCCCAGAGUGAGAUACACCGGCGGCGACGGAAAAGUGGGGGAGUGUGCAAUAUGUUUGACAGAGUUUAUGAAGGGAGAUGAGAUGAGCGUGAUGCCGCAGUGUGGUCAUGGGUUCCAUGUGAAGUGCAUAGAGAGGUGGAUGCGGCGGAGCUCGUCGUGUCGGCAGAUUCUGGCGGAGCCCAGUAGGCGAUAG
Messenger RNA from Vitis vinifera (wine grape), 390 nucleotides. Its product is annotated as RING-H2 finger protein ATL80. Bases 1 to 390 code for a protein of 129 amino acids. NCBI's taxonomy places the organism in Eukaryota, Viridiplantae, Streptophyta, Magnoliopsida, Vitales, Vitaceae. The record is from RefSeq and is a predicted model, not a curated record. The transcript has a single exon.